AUGGGAAAAAGCAAGAAAAGGAAGCAUUCCAAGGAUUCUCGAUAUUACAUUCUUAAAAAAAUUAGGAAAUUAGAGGAAAAAAUAAAGAGAAAAUACGGAGAUACAUCAUCAUCGUCAGAAUAUUCCGAAGGGGAAUAUUCAAACCACUCAGGGGACCAUAUACCAGAGACGCCAAACGUCAGGUCUCCAUCACUUCCGCCGAUCACCAAGGAACCAAUUUUACCGACUGACAAACCUUCGAACGAAAAGGACAGAGAGGGCACAACGACCGAUGAUCCGCCAAAUUCAAAUGACCAGUCAAACGUCUUUUCCGAAACACCUCCAGAUAUUAUGAAGGAAUCAGAGGUUGAAAUCCCUGCUGUUGAGCAGGAUAUUUUGGAGAUUCUUGGGGAAGAUCCCUCGAAAAUAGAAAAACAUGGAUCAGAUUUCCACACGGAAAUAGCCACACGAUUUCAGUACUGGUCUACGUUGGGCAUCAACAAGGAGAACCGAAAAGAAUUAAAUGAGAAAUAUUUAAUUCCAAGAAACUGCCCUUGCAUUAACGCUCCUUUAAUUAACCCAGAAAUUAAAGCAGCACUGUCAGAUACUGUAGUGAAACGAGACAAAGGCAUCGAAGCCAAACAGAAACAACUCGCUUCAGCGAUCUCUUGUGUCGGAGGAGCUAUCUCUCACUUGAUUAACUCAAAAGAGAAGGAUAAUGUAUUACUAGGGCAACUUACGGAUGCUGGACGUCUCUUGUGUGAUCUUCAAUACACAGAGUCAAUUACACGCCGUAAUUUCGUUUUUUAUUCAGUUAAAAAAGAGUUUAAAGACCAACUAUUGACUACAAAAAUAGACAAACACCUAUUUGGUGAAAACUUAGCGGAUACGUUAAAAACAGCAAAAGCAGUUUCAAAAUCCGCAGCUGAGAUGAAAGACGAUACCAGUCCUAGUAUAAAAACCCAGAAAAAGACAGAAAAACCUCUGGCUUCCAGGGAUUUAAACUCCAAAGCUCCGGUUCCGCUUCGCAGGCAGUCGGGUCCAAUAAGGAGCUCGGGGCCUGCUUCUCGACAUCAUUAG
Molecule: messenger RNA, 1059 nt
Organism: Microplitis mediator
Lineage: Eukaryota; Metazoa; Arthropoda; Insecta; Hymenoptera; Braconidae
Exons: 2
Coding region: 1-1059 (352 amino acids)
Source: RefSeq, a predicted model, not a curated record